Messenger RNA from Macrosteles quadrilineatus (aster leafhopper), 1446 nucleotides. RefSeq lists its product as uncharacterized. Bases 20 to 1321 code for a protein of 433 amino acids. The transcript has 7 exons. The record is from RefSeq and is a predicted model, not a curated record. Lineage: Eukaryota; Metazoa; Arthropoda; Insecta; Hemiptera; Cicadellidae.
GCUAGUUAGUAUUAACAACAUGUUCUUACUGCUGUUCAUGGGGCUCGUGCCUCAUAUAUGUGGAGUCAAAGUUCAUGAUGUGUCUACCGUGAUACCCACCUAUGCUGUCAACAGCAACAAUUUGAAAACUACUUUGUAUUCGGACGAAAGUAUUAUAAAAUGUUUCCAAAUGGAAAAAGAAGAAAGUUUUGAUCUCGGACCGAAUGAACACAUACGCAACAAGUUUGUAGCAAUACUCUACACUUCUCAUCCAUCUCGGACUGCAAAUGUAAUGCUGGCAGCCCUAUAUCCCGACUCUUGUUAUUACAGUAUUGGAAAGGAAAUCAACGUAAAGGAUGACGAAUUUGAAGUACACCUGCAUGGGAAGGGAUGGGCGUACUUUAAGGAUAUAAAAUGUGAAGGGAAGAAUUUAGAAAGCAAUCGCUUGCCUGAUACAUCGUGGUCUCUUCUAAUACCCCAGGACCCAAACGAAUAUCCUUACGACCCACAUUUUGAUAAAUCUAAAGUUAUAGACGUUCUUACUGGUUUUCAACAACACUCCUAUGGUAUUUUAGAAAACAUCAAAAUUACUGUCCAUACCGAAACAGAAUUUGUUUUAAAAUGCUACGAACUAAAUGACGAAGAAAGAGAGAAAUUAGAUUCUAAUGCAAAGUACGUGUCGAUUCUAUUUAAUGACAUAGAAGGUACAAACAGAGUAGCCUUACUUAUCAUGACCACUUGUGAUAAUAUGGACAAAAACAUUAUAAACGUGAAAGACAAAAAGAUGGAAGUAUGGUUGUUGAAUGACAAAUGGGCGUACUUUGAAAAUGGCAAGUGUAAAGGAAAAGAAUUUGUAAAUAGCCAACUUCCCGUCACAGUAUGGAUAUUGCAAGACUCAAAGAAAGAGGAUAUACUGAAAAAAAUGAGCCAAGGACUUGGACAAGUUUUGACAGCUAAAGCCUAUUUGCCAGAACAGAUUGCAGAAAUCAAAAAACAAGUUAAGCUAGCUGCGUAUUACAAGGAGUUUGUACUGCAUUGCUAUGAACUUGACAAAAAGGCAACAUUUAAAUAUAAACUACAACCAGACGUAUCUUCAAAAUACAUAGCAACAAUCAAGAAUACAAAUGAAAAAUCCAAAGUAAAAUACUUGCUAGCCUUAUUGGUUUUAAAAUCAUGUGAUAACAUGAACAGAGACAUUAUAAACAUAGCUGUUGACGGUUUUGGUUAUGAAGUUAGUCCGGGGCAGUCGAAGAGAUUGAUGCAUGUUUCACAUAAUGUCUUUCAAACGUUCACUAGGACGAUGUCUUACCCUUAUUGUAAGUGGACAUUGCAAAAGCCUUAAGAUGGCAAGAAAUGAGCAGUUGGACCAAAAUACUCUUCUCAGUUACAACCAAAACAAAACAUUACCUGAUUUGCUCAGAUGAUCAGCUAAAUAUACAUCUUUGACAAGCAUUAAAAUACCCCAGG